AUGAUGAGGCCGGCGGAUGCGAUGCACAGUUUUAUUAGGUGAUUUGGUGUCCCCAAAUCGAACAAUUUUCCGUUUUUUUUUAGUCACUCGUGGUUGGCGGACGAGAUCGAAGGAUCGGUGCGUGAGCUGGCUGGAGCCGACUCUUCGCAAGCGACUGUGGAUCCGGCGAAAGAACAGGAUCCGGAAGAGCCCAAAAACACGGACGUCACACCUUUGGAGGCGUUCAACGCCGUUCAGCUCGAGGGGGUACGUGGCAGAGCUCUAUUCAAACACUCCUCUCCCUGGUUAUUAGGAGCCUCUGCUGACGGACAUGCACGCGGCGGUGAUGAUCAGUCCGACGACGUUCGACAAGAGCGCCAACAACAUGGAAAUGAACCGGAUCCCGCACAUUUACUGCUACGAUCACACGAGAGUCGUGCUUUCCGAGGAGCACGGCAAAGGGGACUACUACCACGCGUCGUUCGUCGACGGCUACAAUAAAAAGUGUGAGAUCAGUUUUCAUUGCUUUUCAUGAAAAUGUCCCUUUGGUUUUCAGCCGCGUACAUCUUCGCGCAAGCGCCCUUCGACGACGUGACGGAGCGCGCAUUCUGGCGGAUGGUCGUCGAUCAGAAGCCGUCGAUGAUUCUCGUGUUCGGCAAAAUCGACGAGAAACAAAAGUGCAAAGCGCCGUACAACGUGGCCGACAAAGCGUUCGAGAAGGCGUUCCUUCAGGAGUUUGGCGCGAAAACGUUCUUGGAGUGCGAGCUCAAGGCGAAAUUGUGCCGUCAGUUUUGGGCGGAAAAGGACGGAAAGAAGACGUUCGGCGAGAUAAAGAUCAGCACGACGUGCGAGAACUCGGAGACGCACAUGAAGACGUUCAAUCUGAAUGUGAAGGACGGAAAAUCGGAGGCGGGCGACGGCAGUUCGACCGUUCUCAUGCACUUUCACGAAUGGGGCGACAAGCAGGACGACGAGUUGCCCGAGUACAUGCUCGACAUGAGAGCUUCGGUCGGUUUCUUUUUUCAAAUCAGCUGCGAAGCGGUCGCGUUGCGGUCGGAAGCUGUAAAGCCGUUGUUUGUUUUUAGAUAAAAGUGCAAUACAUUCGAAACUCGAAGAAGCCGGGCACGUUCGCCGGUCCGAUCAUGUUGGUGUGUGCGACGGGCGUCGCCAAGUGCGCCAUCUACGCCACCAUCGACAUCAUUGUGAGCCGAAUGACCGAAGAGCACACGGUCGGAUUCAAAGAGACCAUGACGGCGAUCAAACAGCAGAGGUGUGCGUCGGUUCUGAAAGCAAACUCGAGUAACUCACGCAGAUACGGAUGUUUCCGCACGACGGGACCGUACACGACGGCGCGCGAGAUGCUGAUGAAGUUCGCGGUGAGCACGGGCGUCGUGCACGACACGGCGAUCGGCGACAAACCGAAAACGGUCAAAUCGAAAGUGAACAACGAGCUGUCGGCGAAAAAGGCGAAGGGCGGAUUCACGAGGGACAAGAACCGCAAGAAAUAG
Molecule: messenger RNA, 1487 nt
Organism: Caenorhabditis sp. 36 PRJEB53466
Lineage: Eukaryota; Metazoa; Nematoda; Chromadorea; Rhabditida; Rhabditidae
Source: the annotation of a GenBank genome assembly